CUUCCUUUCCAUUUAUGUUGAUUUAAAGUUUUUCUUUUUCUAUUUAAAAAUUCAAACUUUCUAGGAAAUGGGAUCCUACAUUCUGGUUACAUGUUUUCCCUCUAUAAAUUGUAAUUCGCUUUUAGUCCUGGAAGAAUAACCUGUUUCUGGGUUUUGUAAGACUUGAGUCUCUUCUUUGAUUGUUUUGGCUUCAAAGUUGGAACUUUGUCAGUGUAAUUCAAUAUCCGAUAUCUUAUGAGUGGGGAGGAAUUAAUGGAAGAUGUAUAUAUCAAGAAUAACAUAUACGAAAUUGCUUCUGCUCUCUCCUUCAAACUUUCUUGAUGCAUAUCAAAUACCUAUUUGCCUGAUUAUAAGGCUUUAGAUGUUACAAGAGUUUGAUGUCAGCUGGGAUUUGGGAUUGGGGAUUAGCAUGGGGGAUUCAUCUUUCUGGUUGGCUAUUCGAAAGUAAAAUGCCCAUGGUGAUGCUGUGAGGUAUACAAACAUUCUUAUCACCAAUCGUAAACUCUUCUCGUCAAUGGAUGAUUUUUUCACGCGUCUCUUGACAAUGGCUAGUUAUAUAGGUCAUAGAUUUACUCAAUUUAUUGAGGGCCUUGUAUUCAGAGAUCUUAAUAGACGCUCAGGAAAUGUGGUAGUCCAUUGUACUGAAGAACAUCCAACAUCUCUUAGACACAGCAAUUCUAAAGGUUUCUCAAAAGGCUGUUCUUCAUCAUCCAAACCUUACGUUGAUGGUACAUCCUUCACAAAUGAUGAAACAAGAAUCACAGACUCUGAGGAAGAAUUGAUUAUAUAUACAAGCUCUGAGAUUGUAAUAACCAACAUCAGCCAUGCAGCCUCCUCUUUCAUUUUUUACGGGCUGUCUUUCCCUAUAACUGGUUUACGGUUUGCCUGGAGGUUGGCAACGUUCUCCUGGAGAUUUUCUUUCUCUUACAUUAGAUGUGCUCAAGUUCAUCUUUAUAGCAUCACAUCUCGAUUACAGAAAACUUUGCGUGGGUCUUCUGAUGAUAUCGGGUGGUUGCAGCACACUCCUGGAAUGCCUCCUGUGGAAGAUGGUACAGCAAGGUUUUUGGAAUUGCUUGCAGAAAUAAGGAAGGGAAAGCACACACUCCCCAACUCAUUUGUUUAUCUACUAAUUCCAGGCCUCUUUAGCAAUCACGGUCCACUAUACUUUGUUGGCACUAAGAGAUUCUUUUCGAAGAUGGGUCUAGCUUGCCAUAUUGCGAAAAUUCACAGUGAGGCAUCUGUAGAACACAAUGCAUGGGAAAUCAAGCAGUACAUCGAGGAGCUUUACUGGGGAUCUGGCAAGCCUGUGAUGCUACUAGGCCACAGCAAAGGUGGGGUUGAUGCUGCAGCUGCAUUGUCAAUGUACUGGACAGAUUUGAAAGAAAAAGUUGCUGGUUUAGCACUGGUACAGAGCCCCUAUGGUGGCACCCCUUUAGCUUCUGACAUUCUUCGCAAAGGCCAGAUUGCUGAUAAGGAAACCCGGAGAAUCAUGGAGCUUUUAAUAUGCAAGUUAAUUAAGGGUGACAUACGGGCGUUGGAGGAUCUUACAUAUGAUAAGCGAAAGGAAUUCAUCAUGAAGUAUAAACUUCCAGAUCAAAUCCCUCUCAUCUCCUUCCACACAGAAACAAGCAUUGCUCCUGGAGUCAUUGCAACAAUGACACACAUAGCUCAGGCAGAACUUCCCUGGCUUCCCCUUCUAAAAUUCAGAAGUGAGGAGGAAUCAGAUAGUUUCCUUCAAGCAGGACACCAGGUGCCUGUGGUGAUACCUUUGUCUGCUGCCAUGGCUGUGUGUGCACUGCACUUACAGCUCCGGUAUGGUGAGAAGAGUGAUGGAUUAGUAACAAGCCGCGACGCUGAAGUUCCAGGCUCUAUCGUGGUCAGACCUGAUCGGAAGCUUGAUCAUGCCUGGAUGGUUUAUUCAUCCAAAAAGAAUCCUAGUGAGGCAGAUGCUUGCGAAAUGUGUGAGGCUCUUUUGACUCUGCUUGUGGAGAUUGGAAGAGUGAUGCAAGAAAGAAAGGAAAAAAGCAGGGAAGUUUUCCUUACUUGAGAAGAAACAAGCGAAAUUUUACUAUACAUUUGUUGUUCACUGUAAAGAGUAAAACACAAGCAAAUGAUCGACAACAAAAUUUUGGCAUUUAACUGAGACUGUUCCAUUCUUGUUGAA
Ziziphus jujuba (common jujube) is the source of this 2164-nucleotide messenger RNA. RefSeq lists its product as uncharacterized. The record is from RefSeq and is a predicted model, not a curated record. The transcript is spliced from 11 exons. Lineage: Eukaryota; Viridiplantae; Streptophyta; Magnoliopsida; Rosales; Rhamnaceae. Bases 515 to 2047 code for a protein of 510 amino acids.